AUGCAAGACAGCCCUCUUCCACGUGCAGCCUCCGGGUUCCUCCUGAGCCCUCCUGGCCCGCAGCAGAGGGGUCCUCCCCAGAGGCCAGAGGGCUUGGAGGCACAGAGACCCGGCCAGCUGCGCUCCGCCUACCUGCCCGUUUGCCCAGCCGAUGAAGAAGCCCAGCUUGCCCAAGAGAAGGUGGACUCCCUGCGGAUGAGGUUCCUGAUCGUGGGCCGGAGCAGCACUGACAUCUUGCACCGUCUGGAGCAGACCCUGGAGGCCUCCUCCCGUCUGCAGCCCCCCCAGGAGGACCUGGCCCUGUGGCUGUGCCGCAUGGAACGGGAACUGUCCCCCCAGGGCAGGCAGCCUGGAGACGGGCCUCGUCCCGUCAGCACUGCGGAUAGAGAGAAGUUUGAGCAGGCUCUGGGGUCUGAAGAGGCCCACGUGUCCCGCCUCAGGAAGCGCCUGGAAGAGCUGGCCAAAGUCCACCUAGAUGCCCACGCCAUCCACGUGCAGGUCUCCGAUCAGAAGCUCCUGGCUGCAGAGAUCCUGCGCCACCAUGGCCUGGUGGAACGGCUUGUGGCUAUAGCAGACCCACUGCUCCUCUCCUGCCCUCCGGCUGAGCAACAGCAGCUCCAGCCAUUGGUACAGCCGCUGCAGGAACAGGCAGAGCGCCUCUUGUGUCAGAGUUCAGCCUGCACCAUGCAGCUGGAGCAUGCCCAGUUGCUGCUGGCCCAGUAUGCAGAGGCCCAGGAGGAGCUCUUCCCAUGGCUGGAAGAGACCCAGCAGGCAGUGGGGCGCUUCUCUCCAGACGCCAUCGGCUGCGACACCCUCAAGGACCAGCAGGAGCUGCUGCAGUGUCUUCGGGAGGCCAUUGCGGAACACAGGCCCUUGAUGACCAAGCUGCAGCGUGUGUCCGCGCAGCUAGCCCAGCUCUGCCCACAGGAGGCGGCCCCCUUCCAGCAGGGCUGGCAACUGGCGGAGGAGCAGUACGGGGGCAUCCGGGAGCAUGUCCGCCAGGCUGCGUCCGUUUUGGAAGAUGCUCUCCCCCGCUACGGCCAGCUGUCGGAGCGCCUGGAACUGAUGGCGGAGUGCCUGGAGAGGCUGCAGAGCCAGGAGCCGAACCCGCCUGUGGUGCGGGGGGACUUGGCGUGGCUGCGGGAGCAAGUGAGAGGCAACAGCCUCAGGCUGGCCGAACUGGAGCAGCUUGCCGUGGCUCUGGAGACCCUCCGUGGGCAGCGGGAUGAGCUGCUGGCCACCAUGCAGGCUGGUGCAAGCGCAGGGAUCCAGGCUCGCGUGGAGCAGCUUCAGAGCCGAUGGCAAGGGCUGUGGCAGCAAGCGGAGGAGCGGGAGAGCUGGCUUCAGGGCCUGCUGGCGCUGGCUGACCGCUUCUGGCGUGGGCUGUCCAGCCUGGGGGCCAGCGUGGGCGACGCCCAGCAGGUGCUGCUGGACCUGGAGGAGGCCCCCUCGGACCCCGAGGCCGUUCGGGCCAAGCUCGGGACCAUGCAGGUGCUGCGAGAGGAGAUUGACGCUCUGCAGAGCGAGCUGGAUUCCUUGGGUGUCUUGGGCACGCAGCUGAUGUCCUCCUGCGGAGACGGGGACAAGCCAGAUGUCACCAAGAGCUUGGACGAUCUUUACUCCUCCUGGAGCAGCCUCAGCAAGAUGUGGACGGAGCGGCAAGGCCGGCUGGCGGAGCAGCUGCAGGCCUCCCUCCUGUGCCGGGAGACUGUGGAGAGGCUGUUGGGCUGGAUGGAGACAGCGGAGCAGCGGAUUGCAGAGGCGUUCCUGGUGGGAGGGGAGCCAAGUGUGGCCAAGCAGCAGCUGCUGGAGCUGAAGGACUUCAAACGAGAGCUGUACCAGUGCAGGGUGGAUCUGGAAAGCCUGCCCCACCGCGGGGGGACCCCGAACGCCACCAGCGGCUUGCGAGAGCGCUGGCACCGCCUGGAGGAGGAGAUUGUGGGCCGGCAGCAUCAGCUGGAAGACGCCCUCCUGGGCCUGGGCCAGUUCCAGAGCCAGCUGGAAGAGCUGCUGCUCUGGCUUCUGCACACCGUGGAGCAGUUGCAGGGCCCGCUGCCCCGCUGCCUGGACCUGCAGAGCUGCGAGAUUGAGCUGGCUAAGCACAAGGUGCUGCAGAACGACAUCCUGUCUCGCGCUCGCACGGUGCAGUCGGUGACUGAGGCUGGCCAAGGCUUGCUGCUCUCCGGUGGGGGGGUCUCCGCAGACGGCCUGCAGGGCAGCCUCCAGCAGCUCCACCAGCACUGGGACUUUGUGCUGGCCCAGAUGGCCAGUCGCCAGCUGGAACUGGAGAACAACCUCAGCCAGGUGCAGGACGUCACCUUGGAGGCCACAGAGCUGCUCCAGUGGCUGGACCACGUGGAAGUGCAGCUCUGCUCUGCCAAGCCCACCUGGGGCCACCUGGAGACUGCCAAGGACAAGCUGACAGCACACCUGGAGUUGUGCAAAGAGGCAGAAUCCAAGCAGCAAGCUUACAACCGAGUCCGGGACCAGCUGCAACAGCUGCUGGCCACCAGUCCUCCUGCCCGGCCCUCCAGCACGGAGCACAGCGUGAACAUCCUGGAGCAGAAAUGGAAGAGCGUCGCCAGCCUGGUCCAGGAGAGAAAGGAGCAGCUCAGCGAGGGCCUGGCGGCGACCACGGAGUUCCACUCCACCUCCCAGGAGCUGCUGUCGUGGGUGGGGGCUGCCGAAGAGGCCCUGGGGGCCCUGCCCCCUCCCAGCUAUGUCCUGGAAACAGUCACUUGCCAGAUACAGCAGCAGAAGGCUCUGCUCCAGGAUGCCCAUGCCCACCGGGAGAAGCUGGCUGGUCUGGAGGCAGCGGCUGCCCGCAUGAAGGACUUUGGCCAGAAGCAGGACGGAGGGGUCACCCACAGCGUCGUGCUGGCUGCCAAGGAGCGGCUGGCCAAUGUGCUUCAGCACGCCAGCGAGAGGGGCAGAGUCUUGGAAGAGGCCCGCAAACAAGCCAAGCAGUUUUACGAGUCUUGGCAGCUACUUCUUGACUGGCUGGAUGGAGCAGAGGCCACUUUGGAGAUGCCCAGCAGUGCCAUGAAGACCCCGGAGGAGAUCAAGGGCCGCCUCGGAGAGCACAAGGAGUUCCAGAAGGGGCUUCGCACCAAGCGCCCAGUGUAUGAGGCAGCCCUGCGGAACGGGCGCUUGCUCUGUGAGAGGGCCCUGCUCCCUGCCGAUGUUCAGGCGCUGGAUGAGAUGCUGGCCGAGCUGAAAGGGCGCUGGGAUGCUGUGUGGAGCCUGGCUGCAGAGAGGCAGCACAAGCUGGAGGAAGCCUUGCUGUUCUCGGGCCACUUCCCCGAUGCCCUCCAGACCCUCAUGGACUGGCUGUACCGGGCCGAGCCGCAGCUGGCUGAGGAGACACCCGUGGCGGGUGACCGAGACGUGGUCAGCGCCCUCCUGGAUAAGCACAAGGUGUUCCAGAAGGAGCUGGGGCAGCGGGCCAGCUGCAUCCGGACCCUUAGGCGUUCCGUGCGCGACCUGAUGCGGGGCAGCCGUGCGGGCGAGUCCCAGUGGCUGCAGAACCAGAUUGAGGAGCUGGGCCAUCGCUGGGAGCUGGUCUGCAAGCUCUCGGUCUCCAAGCAGGCACGCCUGGAGGCUGCGCUGCAGCAGGCCGAGGAGUUCCACCGGUUGGUGCAUUCUUUCUUGGGCCACCUGUCCGAGGCAGAGAAAACGAUCAAGUGUGGAGCCUUGCCAGAGGAGGCGGGGGCUGUGCAGGAGUGCCGGGGCCAGCUGGAGGAGGCGAGGCAGAGCUUGCAGUGCCAGCAGCUAGAACUCGACUGCAUCACGUCGCUGGGGGAGGAGAUCCUGAGCACCUGCCACCCAGACUCGGUCGUCACGGUCAAAUCCUGGCUCACUGUCACGCAGAGCCGCUUCCAGGAGGUGCAGCGCUGGGCCCAGCAGCAGGACGAAAGGCUCCAGGCCCGGGCUGCCUCGCUGGCUGCAGAGCAGGAGGAAGUGGCCCAGCUGAUGGACUGGAUCGCGGCUGCCGAGGAGUCCUUGGGCCUGCGGGACCAGGAGCCCUUUCCAGAGGAUGCGGAGCAGCUGGAGGAGCUCAGCUCCCAGCAUGCGGACCCGUCCCCACCCCCAGCCCUUCCACUGCUGUCUGCUUCAUCCAGACGGAGCCCCCUCCUGGCCCAGCUGGGGCACCGCUGGCAGCAACUCUGGCUGCUGGCCCUGGACAGGCAGUAUCGGCUGCAGAAGGCCCAGCAGCACCUGCGCGAGGUGGAGGAGUUCUCCCACUUUGACUUUGCUGUCUGGCGAAAGCGUUACCUGCAGUGGAUCAGCCGCAUGAAGUCUCGGGCCCUGGAUGUGUUCCGGGGCAUUGACAGAGACCAGGACGGGCGCAUCACCCAACAGGAGUUCGUGGAGGGCGUCCUCUCCUCCAAAUUCCCCACCAAUGUGCUGGAGAUGAGUGCCGUGGCCAGCAUCUUCGACCUGAAUGGGGACGGCUACAUUGACUACUAUGAGUUUGUUAGCGCCCUGCACCCCAGCCGGGACAUUCUGCGCAGGAAUGCUGAUGCGGACCGGAUCCAAGACGAGGUGAAUAGGCAGGUGGCCCAAUGCAACUGUGCCAAGCGCUUCCAGGUGGAGCAGAUUAGUGCCAACAGAUACAGAUUUGGGGAGUCUCAGCAGCUGCGCAUGGUCCGCAUCCUGCGGAGCACUCUGAUGGUGAGAGUUGGUGGAGGCUGGAUUGCUCUGGACGAGUUCCUGGUGAAGAACGACCCCUGCAGAGUGAAGGGCAGGACCAACGUGAAGAUCAACGAGAAGUACCUGGCCCCCGACUCAGUGGCUGGCCAAGGGACUGCCAGCCUGUCUGCCGCCAGCUCCAAGGGGCUGUUGCCUGGCCUCUCCGCCUCCAGCCUUGGCCUCUACAGCAGCGCCUCUGCCCCCAGCAGCCCCCUCCCCAGGAAGGGGCCUCCCGCCUCUUCUCCCUUUGCUUCCAGACUUGCGUCUUGA
Molecule: messenger RNA, 4962 nt
Organism: Eublepharis macularius
Lineage: Eukaryota; Metazoa; Chordata; Lepidosauria; Squamata; Eublepharidae
Product: microtubule-actin cross-linking factor 1, isoforms 6/7-like
Exons: 33
Coding region: 1-4962 (1653 amino acids)
Biological process (GO): wound healing; cytoplasmic microtubule organization; hemidesmosome assembly
Cellular component (GO): cytoplasm; intermediate filament; hemidesmosome
Molecular function (GO): calcium ion binding; structural molecule activity; microtubule binding
Source: RefSeq, a predicted model, not a curated record